Messenger RNA from Mauremys mutica (yellowpond turtle), 5892 nucleotides. It is a transcript of the gene IKZF3, whose product is annotated as IKAROS family zinc finger 3. NCBI's taxonomy places the organism in Eukaryota, Metazoa, Chordata, Testudines, Geoemydidae. The record is from RefSeq and is a predicted model, not a curated record. Bases 647 to 2185 code for a protein of 512 amino acids. The transcript is spliced from 8 exons.
GCAGUGUCGAUUGUGUGCAAAGCACUUUGGGAUAAAGGGUGCUGGAGAAGAGUAAAACGUUAUGAUCUUUCUAAAUCUCAGGUUACAGGACUAUGAAGAAGCCUUUUAAAAAAUCCUAACGACAUUUUAAAUGUUUAUUUUAGGACUAAUCCAACUGCCUCCGCCUAUCAAAAUGCAGGGUCUUAAAAGUUUAACUCUCAAAAACACACCGAUUUCCUCCCACUGUAGAUAACUUGCCGGUAACACGUUUUAGCUGUCGAGGUGGCAUUUUUUGUGCCUGAAUCUAAACAUAUUUCAGUCACGUGAAAUGAAUGCAUUUUUAAAUUAGUUAAUUAACCACAGUAAUUGCUAAUUCUGAAAUGCACCCAUUUCCCCUGCCAGCGGCUGAAAUUUUGCACCCAGACUCCUGCAAGGGAUGACAGGGGGCUGUGUGUUCUCGCAGCCGUUUUGCACGAGGUUUUCAAACCGCCACCCGGCGCCGCUCUAAUCACACAGACCAUGAGUUCCUGUCCCUUUAAAUGCCUGAUGUCACCGGCUCCUAUCCAGAGCGGAAGCCCAGUCGCUGGGAAUCUCCCGCCUGCUGCAGUUGAGAAUCCUAGAGCCCUGGAGCAGCACGUGGAGCCGGGAGCACACGUGGAACAGCAGCAUGGAAGAUUCACAGUCAGGUAUGGACCUAAGUAAUUCUCAGGAACAGUCAGUGGCUACAGAAGGACAGGACAUUUUGAAAGACUGUAAUGUGAACAAAUUCCAGGAGAUGGAAAACAUGGAUAGUAGGGAAGAUAUGAAAGAGCACAGUCAACCUCAUGAAGAAACAGGAGAUGACUUGGUCAAAGUGAAGGGUGAAUACAAUGAAAGAGAAGAGAGUGCUUUGAAUUCAGAGUCUAUGGAAAAUACAGAAGAAUCUGAAAUACCUUACAGCUAUCCAAGAGAAUAUAAUGAAUAUGAGAGCAUUAAACUGGAGAGACAUUCUGGUUCAUAUGACAACAUCAGGCCAACUAGUGGAAAGAUGAACUGCGAUGUCUGUGGAUUAGCCUGCAUUAGUCUCAAUGUCUUGAUGGUUCAUAAGCGUAGCCACACUGGUGAACGGCCAUUCCAGUGUAAUCAGUGCGGAGCGUCCUUUACUCAGAAGGGUAACCUCCUCCGCCACGUUAAACUACAUACAGGGGAAAAACCUUUUAAAUGUCAUCUUUGCAGCUAUGCCUGCCAAAGGAGAGAUGCACUAACAGGUCACUUAAGGACACAUUCUGUGGAGAAGCCCUACAAAUGUGAGUUUUGUGGAAGGAGUUACAAGCAGAGAAGCUCAUUAGAGGAGCAUAAAGAGCGAUGUCGUACUUACUUGCAGAGCACUGGCAUGUGUGAGGCUGCAAGCGUGGAGGCAAGGCACAUCAAAGCAGAGAUGGGGACUGAAAGAGCACUUGUGCUGGACAGGUUAGCGAGCAACGUGGCAAAACGAAAAAGUUCAAUGCCUCAGAAAUUUAUUGGUGAGAAGCGACAUAGCUUUGACAUUAAUUACAAUUCCAGUUUCUUGUAUGAAAAGGAAAGCGAAAUGAUGCAAGGACGUAUGAUGGACCAGGCCAUAAAUAAUGCGAUCAGCUAUCUUGGAGCAGAAGCACUGCGUCCCCUUGUACAAACCCCACCAGCUCCCACUUCUGAGAUGGUCCCUGUCAUCAGCAGCUUGUAUCCCAUACCACUGACCCGCUCUGAAAUGUCAAAUGGCAAUCCACAAGACACAGAGAAGAGCCAUGCCCACCUUAGAGACAAAAGUUUGUCUUCUGACAGAGGCCUUUCCCCAAACAACAGCGGCCAAGACUCCACAGAUACUGAUAGCAACCAUGAGGAGCGCCAGAGUCACACCUACCAUCAAAACCAAAUGAUCCCCUCCCAGGUCCGCAAUGGCCUCCAAUCCUUGAAGGAGCUCCCAAGGCCAUAUGACAUAAUCAAGCCACCAACCAUAUGCCCACGUGAUGCCUUUAAGGUUAUCAAUAAGGAAGGUGACGUCAUCGGGGUCUACAGAUGUGACCAUUGUCGUGUCUUGUUUUUGGAUUAUGUGAUGUUCACCAUUCAUAUGGGAUGCCACGGAUUCCGUGAUCCUUUCGAAUGCAACAUGUGUGGGUACAGAAGCCAAGACAGAUAUGAGUUCUCCUCACAUAUAGCACGAGGAGAACACAGAGUGGUCCUGAAGUAAAAGGAUUGAUUUUCCAAGAGACCAAAGGAUCUGUUUUAGAUUUGUUUGUUUUUUAAAUUUGACUAAAAAAAUUGCUUAAAUAUUUUUUGUGCCAAUUCUAAAAAUGUUAGUGUCCCUUGUAGUAGCAAAGUACUGAUGGGGCUUUUUAUUUGUUACUCGAAAUGCAGUAUUCUGUAGCAUCUGUGCCUAGAUACUGCGGUGACUGGCACUAUAUAUAAAUACCAAAGACAGGCAGAUACAGAUUUUGUAUUAACUUUAUUUUUGUGAAAAUUAAUAACAACUUAAGAUAUGUUUUCAAAUAUUUUAACAUGUAUUUUUGUUAGAACAUUUGCUUCCGGUAAUAGCAAAACGGCAAUCUAGCUGUAUUCUGAGUGAAAUAGAAAGUCAAAUAUUGAUGUAAUAAUUCUCAUAAAAAAGUUGAAAUUCAGCACAAAAGAUUGUCUAUCCUUACUGCCCUUUCAGAACCACUGUAUUCCAGCCAGUAACACACAAGAGACACUUUCUGUUAGUGUUUCAAUUCCUGAGGUAUUCCUAAAAUGGCCAAAUUAUUGAAACAGGGAAAACACAUAUCUGGGGAGAUCGUAUCAAAUAACUUUUAAAUAUUUCCCCCAAAGUCUUAAAGAGUGUGUUGUCUCACCACACUUUGCUUUUGCUUACCCCACUCUGUUCACUUUCUUUAAAGUCUCUCCCCACUCACCUCUUACUCAGUAAUACCAAAAUAAGCCAUCUGAGCUAUUUGAGGUUUUAGUUUUUUUAACUGGGUAUACCCAUUGAGUUUUUUUAACUGGGUAUACCCUUUUGGGAUACCCAUUGAGAUCCUUUGUUGGCUUGCCCCUAAAUUCUGGAGGAAAUCCUGCUUUUCAUUGAUGGAUCAAGUAUGUGUCUUUCUAACAGAACAAAAUUGCAAUGAGACUUAGACCCAAUUCUGCUCCCAUUGACAUCAAUAUCAAAACUCACACUGACUUCACCUGGUGUAGGAGCAGUCUCUAAAAUAGCAAUGGGCAGCCAAAAUGCUCAUUAAGGCAAAUGGGAUUUUUGCUUAUCUAAGGGCUGCAGGAUUGGGCAGUAUGAGGUUACUGUAACUCAGGGAGAGAACAGAGAAGAUAACAUCUAGAACAAAUAUCAUGAAAACUUUUUGAUUUAGAAAGCAAUUUUUGAUGAAAGUGUACUGGAUGUGAAAAUAAAGGUCCCAAGUCUCCUCUCACUUGUGUUACACCCGUGUGAGAGGAAAGCUAGGCUCAAAAUGUAUUGGAUCAGAUGCUACCCUCAUUUACACCCAUGUAACCUCACUGAUGGCCAUGCGGUUGCAUAGAUGAGCAUAGAAUUUGACUCAAUAUAUUUCGGAUUUAGCGUUGCCAAGUAGAAUCAUAGUGUCCUGGUAGAUAAUAGCAGUAGCUACCGUGAGAAUCUUCAUGUAAGAAUGUGUGGGAGCGGACAAUUCAAUCACACUUUCUGGUUUUACAUGGGGAUAUCCCUUGGAGUGAAAUGUGCUGUUUUGCAAAAUGAGUAUUUACGAUUACUUUGAAGACAGUUUUUAAAAUAGUUCUUUUAAUCUAAUCAUUGUUCUGCAGCUGUAUUAUUAGUCACUGUACUGAAGAUGUGAAUAUGAUAAUAAUUUUGCUGAGUGUAUGUUUAUUUUUUUAAAAUCUUUUAUAUAAUGUAGAGUUAGAUGUGUUUUGCUGGAUUUUUUCAUCCAGUGAGUAUUUGGUCUGAGCACUUAUUUUGUACUUUUUCAGUGUUGUGUCAACUGCUGUGUAAUGUGUUUCACUUUUUUCCAUGAAGCAAAAGUGGGAGCUAGUGUUCUGAAUAGAAGACUGAGUGUCAAGAAAUAGGGAAUUCUAAUUCUGCCGCUGACACUGGCUCCUUCUGUGAUCUUGGACAAAUCACUUCACCUCUCCCUGACUUAUUUCCCUCGUGUAAAAAGCGGAUGAUAAUAUUUUCUCUGCCUGAUAGGGGUAUGUGUGAAGAUUAAUAAAAUUAAUGUUUGUAAAAUGCUAUGAAGUUGAAAAGUACUAUAUAAGUGCUAUAUUUUUUGUGCAGAGUGGGGAAGAUAUUUUUGUCCAUUUGUGUUCAAUUUGUAGAUACAUAGUUGUAAAAUACUUCUAUGAAUACCUUUGUGGUAGAAAACUUCUUACUGCCAGGGACAUUUUUAGUGAGCUGGGUGGAUGCCCCUCCUACCCCCAAAAAACACCCGUGCCACAGCACUACUACAAAACCCUUCAGUUGAGUUACUCCUGACUUACAAGAAGAUCUGUAAAAUGAGAUAGAGGAUGUUAGGUUCAUGCUCAGUAUAUUUGGAAAUACUUUGGAGUGGGUCUCUUACAACAGGAGAUUGCCUAAAAAGGGUGGGGCAGAAACAUACUGUAUUCUUCUUUAUUUCCUGUCCCAAAUUACUGUGAGCUGAUAAAUGGUUUCUACAUUUCUUUCCAAAGAUGGCUAUAUUUUCAUGGUGAAAAUGAUCAAUAUAUAUGUACACCGUAGAAAAAAUGUUUCUCAUUAGGGUUAAACAAAAUAAUUUAGAAAGAUGAAUAAGAAAAAGUACAAAUAAGUGAAGUGUUACCUAGUCAUUAGCACAGGAAACACCUUGAAUUACUGCAUGUAUAUUACAUCAAAUACCACUAGCUUCUUUCUCACGCCACCAUAGAAUCCUUGAAGAUUACUUUGCCCAGAAUUUACUCUCCCACUCUUCACUUAUUGUUCAGAUAGGCAGGGCUUCAGCCACCUACCCACCCAUUAUUUCCCAGAUAAAGUGAGCAAUCAACCACUGAGCCUGUGAAAAGUUCAGUUUGAGCUACAUUGACAGUUUUUUGAAAGAGAAGUUUCACAGAGUCUGCCCCUAGUAGGCAGACUUUUCCCACCACUACUCAGGCAAAGAAGUGUUGUUAAGAUAUACUGCACCAAAAGAAAUUGUUCAUAGCCAUUUUUUGGGCCCAAUGAGCAGUGUAUUUUAAUGAGUACCUUUUAUCUGACGUAAAUCCUCAUUAACUUCAUGAGUGUGUGUUUGGGACUACUCCCACUUGGGCUCAGGACUGCGUUAAUCACAUAUUGGCACUGAAGCUGGAGAAGUACAUAAGGCCUACUCCUGCAAGGUGCUGAGCACCGCUGCUUUCCAUUUAAAUCAGGAUUUGCCCCCUAAUUGGCAUAAAAUUGAGCAGAUUGAAGCUUACCUCAUCUUUAAUAUGGAGGGGUAGCUCACAGAUACUAAAGAUCCCAUCUUGCAAUGCUCCAUCUUGAUCUCAGCAACCUUCCACUAGAUCAAAAGGAAAGAUUGCAUGGUGAAGCGAGUAGUCUGUUUUGGCCAUGUCUGUUUAUCAGAAAGAAGGUGGAUCACAUCGCUGGAUACUGAGAGUCACAUUUAGCUUGCAAGAUAUAUUUUGCCAACCCCUGCUGCAAAGAGUUCAAACGCCAGGGUUGAAAAACCUAUUGAUGACUUUGCAAAAUUACCUGAACUGCAAAAUGAAAAACCUUUGCAAACUGUUGCUAGACUAAUUUGUUCUACUGGCCUAUUUUAACACUGCUGGUUCAGUUGAUUUCAGUAUGAAAACACAUUUUGCAUAGACAUUUUUCUGAAAUGCAGUCUGAUCAACAGUUUUCUUUCUCGGUCAAUUCUUUGUUGUACUAACUGAUAAAUUGCACACAUACAAAACAUUGAUAUGGUUUUUGAAAUUGUAUUGUCAUUAAGGAAUAAAUGUUAUUUUUUUGUUUAA